This is a messenger RNA of Trachemys scripta elegans, 3666 nucleotides long. It is a transcript of the gene ITPKA, whose product is annotated as inositol-trisphosphate 3-kinase A. Bases 499 to 1887 code for a protein of 462 amino acids. The record is from RefSeq and is a predicted model, not a curated record. Gene Ontology annotation, molecular function: inositol-1,4,5-trisphosphate 3-kinase activity; inositol tetrakisphosphate kinase activity. Gene Ontology annotation, biological process: inositol phosphate biosynthetic process. NCBI's taxonomy places the organism in Eukaryota, Metazoa, Chordata, Testudines, Emydidae. The transcript is spliced from 7 exons. Gene Ontology annotation, cellular component: cytoplasm; nucleus.
CGCCACCACGUGAACAGCGCCCGCGAGGCUGCACUCUGCGCCCUGCCCGGGAGGAAGCCGAGCGGCGGACCUGGGCCCCGGAGCCGGCACUGGCCCGGGCUGUCACCCAGCUUGCGCGAGGCUAGGGCCCGAUGUGGGCCUGGCUCUCCCGCAGCUUUCUCCUGAGGCGUCUCUGGGUGGCGCCGUGGAAACUGAAAGCAAAAGAGACGAAGGGGCCAAGCCGCAGCCAGGAGCGGGCGUGGGCCUGACUCCUCCCUCCGGCGGCUACGCUCAGCUGCUGCGGCUGGGCGGGCUGAGCCAGCCCAGAUGGACCUGGCUGUGGCCCCGGCUGAGGCAGGAUAGGCGGCUCCGGCUUGGAGCCUCCCUGCGGGCGAGUGCGGGCGGGCUGGGACAUGACUCUGGGCGCUCCUCGGCCCCCGGCUCCGCGCGGCAGACGCAGCCAGCAGGAAGUUUACCCGGGUGCAUCAGCGGCCGGGCUCCCGGCAGCGCCGCGCUCCCAUGCACACGCACAGCCCCCGGCUCCGCAGCGGUGCCCAGGAAGCGCCCCGCACCGGCCCCACCAUGGACUCUAGCUGGCGCCGGCAGAGCAGCCCGGAGCUGGGCAGGGGCAAGCGGCUGAGCGUCGGGGAGCUGCGCUCGUUCUUCGAGGCUCACUGCGCCGCUGCUGCAAGGGUGCUGCCGGACCCGGCCAAGAGGAGCUGCCGCCCCCCCAACGGGCUGCUGCCGCCGGUCAUCCCGCAGCUGACCGUCACCCCUGAGGAGAGCGAAGAGGCGCAGGGCAGCCCCAAAGGGCCCCCGCCGGACCCGGAGAGCGGCUGGCUGGGGACGGGCAGCUCAGUGCACCUGCUGCAGUCCCGCCGGCUCUCCAACUCCUCGCUGUCCUCCACGGGCUCCUCGUCCGUCUUCGAGGACUCCGAGGACGACCUGCUGAGCGACACGGAGGGUAGGAGCCAGGGCAUCGUGCACCUGGAGCACGGGGAGGACACCAACCAGAAAAAAUCAUGGCAUACAAUUAAAAUGAUGGUCAACUUGCCAGUCAUCAGCCCCUUCAAGAAGCGCUAUUCAUGGGUGCAGCUGGCUGGGCAUACAGGGAGUUUCAAGGCAGCUGACAGCGAUACGAUUCUGAAGCGCUUCUCUGAGAAUGAAAAGGAGUGCUUUGAGCUGCUGAUGAAAGAUCCUCUGCGCUCCUGUGUCCCUGCCUUCCAUGGAGUGGUAGAGAGAGAUGGCGAGAAAUACAUUCAACUGGAUGACUUGCUCGCUGACUUUGAAGGGCCUUGUGUCAUGGACUGUAAGAUGGGGAUCAGGACGUACCUGGAGGAGGAGCUGACUAAAGCCCGGGAGAAGCCAAAGCUGCGUAAGGACAUGUACAAGAAGAUGAUUGAGGUGGAUCCUCUUGCGCCCACAGCUGAGGAGAACACGCAGCAUGCUGUGACCAAGCCACGUUACAUGCAGUGGAGAGAGACCAUCAGCUCCAGUGCCAACUUGGGCUUCAGGAUAGAAGGGAUUAAGAGGGCUGAUGGGACUUGUAACACAAACUUCAAAACAACUAAGACACGGGAGCAAGUUUUCCAGGUUUUUAUGGAAUUCAUUGAGGGCAACGCAACUAUUCUGAAAAAAUACCUCAAGCGUCUGCAUGAUAUCCACCUUAUCCUCGAGUCCUCAGACUUCUUUAAACGACAUGAGGUCAUUGGAAGUUCACUACUCUUUGUGCAUGAUGACAGCGGACAUGCCAAUGUAUGGCUGAUUGAUUUUGGAAAGACCACGCUUCUCCCUGAUGGGCAGACCUUGGACCACAGGAUCCCCUGGCAGGAAGGCAACCGGGAGGAUGGGUACCUGCUGGGAUUGGACAAUUUGAUUAGUAUCUUAGACAGCAUCACUGAAAGAUGAGAAGAGACUCGCACAAACUCAGGAGCUGCUUUGUAAUCUUCCACUCUACUGGGAUCUCUUCAUUAGAGGGAAACUCCUUUAACUCUCUCCAAACUCCUGGGGUUAUUGCAGUGCAAAUGGAGCUGCUUUCAGAGCCAGGCUGUUCAUGAUCAAAGUGACUGCAAUGGCCCUCCAUGAACCAGAGUGACUCAGGAUUGGUCUUUAGUGAAUCAGAUUAACCUCGGAUUGGUCCUCAGUGAAUCAGGAACCAAACCAGCAUGAAUCCAGGAGGUUUGUACAGUAAAUCAGAGUGACUCUGAUUUCAGGUGAACCAAAGUGACUCUAGAUUACCCUUUAGUGAACCAGAGUAAAUGGCAGAUUGCUUGAGGGUAUGGGGAGGGUUGAGCAGAAUUCUCCACUGGAUGGCAUUGCUUUGAAAACAACAGGAGUGUUUGCUCCCUAACCCCAAGUCCGUAGGCUGCCAUUUAUGUUAUAGAUUAGGCAAGGCCAGCCCCAGCUGUUGUAUUACAUUACAAGAGUGUGCAAGAUGGUAACUUGCCCAGGAACAAGGCCCAGAAAACAGGGGGAGAAGGGUGAUUAUAGUUCAUGGCAGUGGUUGGUUUAGUGUCUGCAAGGGACAGCUGCAGUUGACAUUUUCUCUGACUCCUUGCCCUGGCCUAUUCUCUUUUCUAUCUAAGAACAUUCUUAACUAUUUUCAGGUAGUUCCUAAUGAAGUCACAGAUAGCCCGUUAAGUAAAUAGCACCAUGUUGUCUCUAGCACCAUGUGACUUUCAAAGUGUGUAUGUUAUACAAGCGGCUGGUGAAGUGGUAAUGCUGGUUCUUGCAGCUGGACAGCAUUUGUGAAGGUCAGUGGCAUCUCUCUUUAGCAGGUGGAUUGGGGGACAAAGUUUAUUUUUCAAGGGCUUAGUUAUUUUAGAGAAAAAAACAAAUCCAUCUAAAUACUAGCAAGCCAGUUAUCAACAUGCCAUUUUACACUAAGGCUUAGACGUUCCAUCUUUUUGCUUGUGAGUCAGAUUUCCUAGUGGUGCCAUGUUCUUUCUUUUGCCACAUCAAAAGUGUCAGGGCAUAGGCUGAGUGGAUCAGAAAGGAAUUGUAUCCCUAUAGACAGCAUUACACUGUUGGCUAUAUUUAUUAUGGGCAUUCUUCCUUGGAAGCAUGAGGUAUUCACCACUUUUGAAAGCAAGGUAUUACAUUAGCUAGACUAGAGGUCUGAUUGCUGUGCUAUAUCCCCUGAUUGAGGCCCCUAGGUGCUACCACAAUAUAAAUUAACAUUUCCGUGCUCAUCCCAUAUCCAGAUAUCUGACAAUGCAGUUUCCAAGUUGGAGCCAUCAACCAUGUAACAAGACCAUACAGUUUUUAAAAUCACUUGCUUUUAGAAGUUAAAAGGUGUUUAAGCAACAUCAGUUGAUCAGAAAUCACUCUCUUUUGCCAAUACAAUCGUGGUCAAAAGAAACUUCAGAAACUUUGGAAUAACUGAAAGUAGUUCCUUGCUUCUGUUGGGAAUCACUACACCAAUGAUCACUGCAAAAUGAGGUAAAUGAGACUGUACAAUUCUUGUUUGGAACUAAAUGAACAUGUAAUGGUUAUAUUAAGGGUUGAGGAGCCUAGGAUAACUUCUAAAGGAAGCCACUUUGGUUCAUGUACUCUAGUUGGAGCCCAGUCAAUCCUAAUAACCUCAGUUAUUUUUCAUCCACAUUAAAGAAAGCAUUGAUGUUCAUAGUGCUGACCAUGCCAAUAAUGACCUAGAAGGUCAGUUAUACAAGGUACUACUGCAAGGUA